Molecule: messenger RNA, 1017 nt
Organism: Dictyostelium discoideum AX4
Lineage: Eukaryota; Evosea; Eumycetozoa; Dictyosteliales; Dictyosteliaceae
Gene: emg1
Exons: 2
Coding region: 1-1017 (338 amino acids)
Biological process (GO): rRNA base methylation
Molecular function (GO): rRNA (pseudouridine) methyltransferase activity
Source: RefSeq, a predicted model, not a curated record
AUGAAUUUUAAUAAAGCAAGCACAACAUUAAAAGAUACAAAGAAAUUAAUUAUUGUUUUGGAACAUGCAACAUUAGAUACAGUUAAAGUCAAAGAAAGCUUUCAAUUAUUAAAUUGUGAUGAUCAUGCUGACAUUUUAAAAAAACAUGGUAAAGAAGCAUCAGAAGCUAGACCAGAUAUUUUACAUCAAUGUUUAUUAGCACUUUUUGAUAGUCCACUCAAUAAAGCUGGUCUUCUUCAAGUUUUCAUAAAAACUACUAAAAAUGUUUUAAUUGAAGUACAUCCACAAACUAGAAUUCCAAGAACUUUUAAUAGAUUUGCUGGUUUAAUGGUUCAAUUAUUAAAGAAAUUAAGCAUUAGAGCAACAAAUGGACCAGAUAAAUUAUUUAAAGUUAUUAAGAAUCCAAUUACAGAUCAUUUAGCACCAGGAACUAAAAUAUACGCAACUUCAUUCUCUGCACCAAAAUGUGUAGAUUUAUUUGAAUUUGUUCCAGAAAUUUUCGGAUAUGAUCCAUUACCAGUGAUUCCAGUUUCAACUACACCAACAGGUGUAGCAUUAGGUUCAUCAACCAAUAACAACAACAAUGUAAAUAGUAUUCAAUCAUUAAAUUCAUUAGGUGGAGCACAAGUUAGAAGUGCUGGUGAAAGUUAUUAUGAGGGUAUGGAAGAUGAAGAAGCAGCAGAAGAAGAAGAAAAAGCAACAGAAACAAAUAAUAAAAAUAAAAAUAAAAGAAAACAAGAUGAAAAAUCUGAUAAUGAUAAAAAGAAACAAAAAACUUCAAAUACUACAACUACAACUACUUCGACUGCAACAACAGUACAAAAGAAACCAGAAAAGAAAUCUGAUCAAUUAAAUGGUUUACAACAAGUUUGUAUUGUAAUUGGUGCCAUGUCAACUGGUGCUAUGAAAAUCGAGUAUAAACACGAAGAAAUCGCUUUCUCAAAUUAUCCUUUAUCCGCUGCUGGUGCUUGUUUUAAAAUUACUACAGUUUUUGAAAGACAAUGGGGUAUCUUGUAA